GUGUGUUUGCAACAUAUUUUUAGAUUUAAGGGAGCAAUUGUAAAAUUAUAAAUUCAGCAAACACAUUCCCAAUAAACAAGAAGUUCAAGGGAUAAUGGUGCAAAAAUUCCAACUUAAUUAAAAACGUCGCCGGGCGGCUCCCAGACUCUAUCUCGAAGAUUUCACAAUUCACAGAGCACAGGAACAAGCGACCAUGGAGGAGCUCCAGUGAGUGAGAGGGAGUGAGUACUACUGGGCAGCCUGCUCAAACUCGCUCAUCUUCGUUUCAUAGAGGAAAUGUAGCGCCUUUCUACACAAUCAGAAAACCUCCAUUUCCAUGGCUUGCCAGUGCCGUUUCGGCUCUUCUUCUUCCUCCUCAUUCCUACCCUCAUCCCCAUUCCCAAACUCCACACCCAAAACCUCUCGCCGCUCAACCAAACCCCACAUUCGCCCCUCGAUCAUCACCUCCCAAUUCCCGACUCCGAACGCCGGUCGCGACGGCGCCGAAGAUGACCAAACAAGGAGAAAAUCCCAAUUCGAUUUCCUCAAGCUCUCCGUGACGCUGACAGUAAUCUCCGCCUCUCUUCCCCAACCCAAAGCCGCCCUCGCCGCCGUCAAGGAGCGGAAGCGCGGCGCCAAGAAGACGGCGGCCAAAAAAGCCGAAGCCUUGUCGCCUCAGGAGCUCAAAUCCUGGUCCCAGGGACUCCCUCUCGUCUCGAACCGUGUACCGUACACAGAUGUGUUGGAAUUGAAAGAGGAAGGUAAGCUUAAGCAUGUGAUUAAGCCUCCCGGUGUCGAUUUGAGACAGCGAGCGGAACCUGUGUUGGUUGUUCUGGAAGAUUCUAGAGUCUUGCGAGCGAUGCUGCCGUCGAUGGAGAGCGAUAAGAGGUUUUGGGAGGAUUGGGAGAGAUUGAGCAUCGAUUCGGUAUGUAUCAACGCUUAUACGCCUCCGAUGAAGAAGCCGGAGUUGCCACCACCUUACCUAGGGUUUUUGAGGCGAUUGCCGGAGUUCAUGUUGUCGUUCACUAAGCCGAAGAAGGAGUCGAAGAAGGCAGCGGAGCUGAGGCGGGCGAGGGAGGAGUUCAAGAGGCAUAGGAAGGAGGAGCUGGAGAGAAUGAGGAAUGAGCGGGAGAUUAUCGACAAGGCCAUGAAAGUUCAGAAGAAAGAGGAGGAGAGGAGAUUGAGGCGGGAGGCGAGGAAGAAGAAGUACGAUGAGUCGUUGCGCGAGGCGCGCGACAAUGAGCGGGACAUGGCCAAUUUCUGGGCGAACUUGGCGCAGGAUCAGAACGUGGCGACGGCGCUAGGGCUUUUGUUCUUUUACCUUUUCUACAGAACGGUGGUGCUGAACUACAGGAAGCAGAAGAAGGAUUACGAGGACAGGUUGAAGAUUGAGAAGGCGGAAGCAGAGGAGAGGAAGAAGAUGAGGGAGUUAGAGAGAGAAAUGGAGGGGCUUCAGGGUGAGGACGGUGAUGAGCUUGAGCAAGGGAAAGGCGGCGAGGACAAUCCUUACAUGAAGAUGGCAGCGCAGUUCAUGAAGUCCGGCGCUCGUGUACGGCGAGCUCAGAAUCGGAGACUACCCCAAUACUUGGAGAGGGGCGUGGAUGUCAAAUUUGAGGAUGUUGCAGGGCUCGGGAAAAUCCGGCUCGAGCUCGAGGAAAUCGUCAAGUUUUUCACUCAUGGCGAGAUGUAUCGCCGGAGGGGUGUUAGAAUUCCUGGUGGUAUCCUACUUUGUGGUCCUCCUGGAGUGGGCAAGACUUUGCUUGCGAAAGCUGUGGCUGGUGAGGCAGGGGUCAACUUUUUCUCCAUCUCUGCCUCUCAGUUUGUCGAAAUAUAUGUUGGUGUUGGUGCUUCACGUGUACGAGCACUUUACCAAGAAGCAAAGGAAAAUGCUCCGUCGGUUGUGUUCAUCGAUGAGUUGGAUGCCGUUGGGAGAGAGCGUGGUUUGAUCAAGGGUUCUGGUGGACAAGAACGUGAUGCUACUCUUAAUCAGCUUCUUGUAUCCUUGGAUGGGUUUGAAGGAAGAGGGGAAGUGAUCACUAUUGCUUCCACAAACAGACCAGAUAUUCUAGAUCCAGCACUUGUAAGACCUGGAAGGUUUGAUCGGAAAAUAUUUAUCCCUAAGCCUGGCCUUAUAGGUCGCAUUGAAAUUUUGAAGGUCCAUGCUCGUAAGAAGCCCAUGGCUGAGGAUGUGGACUAUAUGGCUGUUGCUAGCAUGACUGAUGGAAUGGUUGGUGCAGAGCUCGCCAACAUUGUUGAGGUUGCUGCUAUCAACAUGAUUCGUGAUGGGAGGACUGAGAUCACUACUGACGAUCUAUUGCAAGCUGCUCAAAUGGAAGAAAGGGGAAUGCUAGACAGAAAAGAGAGGAGUUUUGAGACUUGGAAGAAAGUAGCUAUUAAUGAAGCAGCAAUGGCUGUUGUAGCUGCGAACUUCCCUGAUCUUAAAAAUAUUGAGUUUGUCACUAUUGCUCCUAGAGCUGGCAGGGAAUUAGGUUAUGUUCGGAUGAAAAUGGAUCCAAUCAAAUUCAAUGAAGGAAUGCUUACUCGACAAUCCCUCCUGGAUCACAUCACCGUUCAGCUAGCACCACGUGCAGCUGAUGAAAUUUGGUUUGGUGAGGAUCAGUUGAGUACAAUAUGGGCUGAAACGGCAGACAAUGCACGAUCAGCUGCACGGACUUUUGUUCUUGGUGGCCUCUCUGACAAGUAUCAUGGAUUGUCCAACUUUUGGGCCGCUGACCGAAUCAAUUACCUUGAUUCAGAGGCAUUGCGGAUUGUUAACAUGUGUUAUGAACGUGCCAAGGAGAUCCUGCACCAAAACCGGAAGCUCAUGGAUGCGGUGGUUGAUGAACUUGUCGAAAAGAAAAGUUUGUCUAAGCAAGAUUUCUUGCGCCGAGUAGAGUUGCAUGGUUGCUUCCAACCUAUGCCACCUAGUGUACUUGAUCUCCGGGUAGAAAAACGUAAACAGUUCCAAGAUCUGAUGAUGAACCAAAAUAAAAUAGCUUCAGGAAGCAAUAUAUGAGCAAAUGCUUGUAUUUUAAGGCUCUUGGUCCAUUGGCAGCUUGGGUUCGUUGGGCAUUUUGGCGGGGUCCUGUCUUUUUAUUUUGCAGCCUAGGCGGCUUGGAAAACGACAUGAAUUUGAAUCACAGUUUUGAAUUUUGACACCGUUUCAUUCUUUAUCCUUUAAUUAACAUAGUUUUCUGAACCGAGUCUUAUACUCGUGUGAUGUAUAUUGUUCACUUUUUAUACAAAAAGAUGAAAGGAUUAUGUA
Molecule: messenger RNA, 3244 nt
Organism: Morus notabilis
Lineage: Eukaryota; Viridiplantae; Streptophyta; Magnoliopsida; Rosales; Moraceae
Product: probable inactive ATP-dependent zinc metalloprotease FTSHI 2, chloroplastic
Exons: 11
Coding region: 317-2995 (892 amino acids)
Biological process (GO): proteolysis
Cellular component (GO): chloroplast thylakoid
Molecular function (GO): ATP hydrolysis activity; ATP-dependent peptidase activity; ATP binding
Source: RefSeq, a predicted model, not a curated record